AUGCAGCAUCUGUUUGGAUCAUCCAGUUUUACUUCUAGAGUGGCUUGGCGUAUGGCGACGGAGUACAGACUACGGGCGGUCGCUGUGAGGCUGAGUGCGUCAGUCGUGGACAGGGGAGACGAUGGCACCAAGAACGUCCAAGCAGUGAGGUCGACAAAGCUCAUCGUUGGGGAUAUUGCAAUCCGCGAUAUACCUUCGACGACACACCGAGUAGUCGUUCCCCAUCUAGCACAGCUGGCUGCACAAUUACCUGCAUCGCCCAACCUGGACCCACCUCGCAGCGCGCCCGAUGAUUCCGGCGGAGUUGUGAGCCAGAGUGGAGGCGGCUUGCGAAGAUGCGCGCUGGGGAUGGGGGGACGUGCGGUAGGCCCCAUUUUCUAG
Messenger RNA from Sparassis crispa, 381 nucleotides. RefSeq lists its product as hypothetical. Bases 1 to 381 code for a protein of 126 amino acids. The transcript has 2 exons. Lineage: Eukaryota; Fungi; Basidiomycota; Agaricomycetes; Polyporales; Sparassidaceae. The record is from RefSeq and is a predicted model, not a curated record.